Messenger RNA from Phragmites australis (common reed), 2752 nucleotides. Its product is annotated as CRM-domain containing factor CFM9, mitochondrial-like. The transcript is spliced from 7 exons. Gene Ontology annotation, molecular function: RNA binding. Lineage: Eukaryota; Viridiplantae; Streptophyta; Magnoliopsida; Poales; Poaceae. The coding region runs from base 545 to 1756 and encodes 403 amino acids. The record is from RefSeq and is a predicted model, not a curated record.
CGACUCCCUGCCGCCGCCUCCUUCGAGUUCCCCCCAUCGUCCUCGCACCCCGCUCCCGCUACAUCGGCCGACGCCGGGAGCGCUCCCCGUCGGCUUCGUUUUCCCGGCGGCGCGCCUCCACGGAUCUUGAAAGGGCGUGCGACGUGGCGGCGGCGGCGGAGCAGUUGCAGGUGGUGCGGUGGCAGCGGGGUUGGGCUGGAGGUGGAGGGUGUGCGAACGGUGGCUAUUUGAGCCCCGUAAGCGACAUAUAGCAAGCCCCGGCAGGCACCACUGCCAUCGCGCAGGAGCGUUGUUGCGGGCGCGGGCGCAGCGGCGCGGCCAAGGUAUCGCGGCAUCAGCGGGCGCGCAGCCAGGACGGAGCGUGGGAGCGAUUAGGGCGCGGGGCAUCGGGUACGGCCAGGUCGCUGGACUGACGCGGCGCGGGAGCGCGGCAAGGGCGACCGACGAGGGCUUGGCGGCCGGCGAGGUGAAACUGAUUAUUCGAAGUAGAUGUCACUGUAUCACCACCAAAUCUGAUAAUGCUGUGGCAACAGAGUCGUAGGCUAUGGCAACCCGUAUCCUGUCACAUCAAAAUCUGAGAAAGUUGGCUUCAUUUACUCUCCGCAACAUAUCUCAGAGGCAACUAAUUUCACAUUACCCUCUAGCUCUUAGAUCUGCCGUUGUUUCCCCUAGCAAAUGCUUCAGCCCACUUAACCUAUUUGGGCAUUCAUGGUCUGUUAGAUGGGGUAGCUAUGGAUCAGUGAAUCUAGUUCUAUCUGAUGAUGGCAAACCCAAGUUUGAGAUUGAGGAAGUGGAGCCCUCCAAGAAGAGGAGGUAUUUGACAAAGAAGCGUUUGAAGCUUCAGAGGAAGCGAGAAAAGAAGAAGAGGAAGGAGGCCAAUAAAAAUGAUCCACGGCGCAUCAGACCCAAGGGAAAGAAGAUAAAACAAAAAUUUCCCACAGCUGAAGCUCGACUCAAAUAUAAGAUUGAGAAGGCCAAAUUAAAGGAAGCUAUGUUGGUUGAAAAGCUAAAGAAGUACGAGGUUGCCAAAGCUCAAGGCCCUAUGGCUAAACCAGAUGAUCUUAGUGGUGAGGAAAGAUUUUACUUGAAGAAGGUUUCACAGAAAAAGUCAAAUUAUGUCCCUGUUGGAAGGCGAGGAGUUUUUGGAGGUGUUAUCCUGAACAUGCAUUUGCACUGGAAGAAACAUGAGACAGUGAAGGUCAUAUGUAAACCCUGCAAACCAGGGCAAAUCCAGGAAUAUGCAAAUGAAAUAGCCAGACUGAGUGGUGGUAUCCCUGUUAACAUCAUUGGAGAUGACACUGUAGUCUUCUACCGAGGAAAGAACUAUGUUCAGCCAGAUGUCAUGUCACCUAUUGAUACACUGUCAAAGAAAAAGGCACUUGAAAAAUCAAAAUAUGAACAAUCACUGGAGACAGUUCGGCAUUUCAUUGCAGUAUCUGAAAAGGAACUUGAACUUUAUUAUCGGCAUGUUGCACUUUAUGGAAUUCCACAAUCCCAGAAUGCUGAUCUGGUUUGUGGUGAUGAUAGAAAAGCUUCUUUGCUGAAAAUGGGGGGAUUGAAUCAAGGGAAGGACCAAGAACCUCAUCUGGCUAUUAUUGAUUUCUCCGAUCAUAUCAGUGAUGUUUCUGAAUCUGAUGAAGAAGAUUAUUCGGGUAGUGAAUAUGAUGUUAAUGAUGAUGUGACUGAAGAAACAAUCGACAUCUCGGAAGACACUGUUGUUUCUGAUCAUGACAGGGUGUUCGCCAACAGGGAGUGAAGUGUGAUUACCUUGCCCUACUCUGACAUAAUCACAUUGUUGACGGGAAACUGCUUCAACAGCUAGAAUCUUUCAUGUGGGGUUUUUUUUUCUUGAACCCUUCUGGAUAAUAAGACAUAUCUUACUUCAUUGCACCAAGAGGUGCCCCUUUUCAUUUUCCAGGAUCUCUUUUGUUGUCUAUGCUAACUGAUCAAUAUGAUUAACAUUGUGAGCGCUUGCUGGCAAAACUCUGAAAUUACUUGUUGCCAGGAAGCAGUAGUAUCAGUUUGAUAAGGAACAGGUGUCGGCAAGAAUACUGUCCCAGGAUGCAGCACAAGGUAGGGGCUCUUUUAGAAUGAUGUCAAUGUUGCACUUUGGAUGUACUGAAUCGUCAUAUUAUAUGUGCUGAUUAAUCGGUACAGUUUUGUGAACCUGCUGUUGUAAGUUAAACUAAGCUUUUGGGAUGGUUCCUUGAUGUAUAUAAUAGUACUAGUUCAGCCUUGAUCUGUCAUCUGUCACCAAAUGCAGUGAUGUAAUCUUGCAUAUCCUUCUAAAAGUGCUCUCCUCAUUGUCGAAGGCAAAGUUUAUGAGUUGGGACUCAGAAGACAGCUGUGGAAAAGUUUACUCUACCAGCUUCUGAUCAGAGAGACGAUAUUCUACUGCUCAAGAAAGUAGCCACUGAGUUGGCCUCACUAACGCCAUCGACAUCUGAACCAGUGAGGUAAUUUCUGAUGAAUAACGAGUCCGGCAUCCAAGUCUUAGCUUGAUGUGAUCAUAGGGAGUAACUGACACGACAAUCGCAACUCUGUUGAUCACAGCAUCGUGAAGAAUUUGAUCGGCCGUGCAUCAGUUCGUGGCGUCUCUCGUCUGUUUCUUCGACGAAUAAUAUUGUUGUUGGGUAGCAUCUAUUACUAAAGAAUUCUGAUAAGUUAUGGGUGAAUGACAUAGUAGCAGGACAGAAGAAAAGGAUAUGAAUACUUGCAUAAUCUGUCGUUAUCAUUAUGAGUUUUAACCUUA